Messenger RNA from Microsporum canis CBS 113480, 2139 nucleotides. RefSeq names its product mitochondrial distribution and morphology protein 31. Lineage: Eukaryota; Fungi; Ascomycota; Eurotiomycetes; Onygenales; Arthrodermataceae. Gene Ontology annotation, cellular component: mitochondrial inner membrane. The record is from RefSeq and is a predicted model, not a curated record. The transcript has 3 exons. Bases 1 to 2139 code for a protein of 712 amino acids. Gene Ontology annotation, biological process: mitochondrion inheritance.
AUGUCUGGCCAUAUAGGACGACGGCUGCUCUCGACACUGCGCACCGGCAUCAGCUUCCAGUCCAACUUCAUCCAGCCCAGCCGGCAAGGUGCUCUCGGUGCCUUUACAGAGAGCUGCCAUGGCCCGACAUCCAGCUUCAAUCUGUUUCGGAAUAGAACGAUACGGCGUUUCUCCUACUCGAAGCCAAAGAAUGUGAGGAAAAUAAGUCGUCAGUUUGCGUCCGGAGGACUGUUGGUGGUUGGUACAACGUCAACGAGGAGUGCAGCUACGGUCGAGACGGGAGCAGCAGCCUGUGUGGUUGCAUCCGCUGAGAAGAGUGUUUAUCAUGGUAGCAGGAGGUUUGGGAAUGCGCUGGGGCUUCAGAGUGCCGCCAGUUGGGGAUGGAGGCGAUGUCUGCAUACAUCCAAGGGGGGAGAGGUAGGAGGCGAAAAGGACCAUGCAGUGGAGUCUAGCAGACAGCAGCCUUCACAGCCAUCCAGCGUACAGGGAGACGCAGUGAAGCCAGAGCCUGGAUCAGUACCGCCCUCUGGGCCGCCAAAGACCGAUGGUGGACACGGUCGGUACCAUCUGAUGGAUCGGCUGCCACAUAUGCAUCGACCCACGAAGGAAGAGCUUCUAGCUGCAGCCACAGGCUUCUGGUCCAGAUUAAAAGUUCGGUUCAAGUGGUUUUCUAUCAGGAGCGCCCGGCCAUUCAACGUUGACGAGAUUGGUACUUUUUUCUCCUGGGUCCUGCUCGGACAUGUGCUGUGGGUUAUACUGGGGACAACUACCUUCUUCUCCCUCAUAAUAUUUACUAUUAACACUGUUUUUGCGCAAGAAACCCUUGCAAGAUGGAUUGGUAACUACCUAACACGGUCUUCGGGAGUAAAAGUCGUUUUCGAAUCUGCGAUUGUGCCCAAAUGGGGUGACGGAGUGAUUACUUUCAAGAACGUUUUUGUAUCUCGCAGGCCAGGACAGGGAAAAGGGAAUGUGAGCAAAGGGUCGUCAAAGACAGCUGCGGCGGCCGCAUUCCAGGAAAUGGACCACAUGCGCCAACAAAACGAUGAUGAGACAGAGGACUCCAAUUAUACACAAUUUGAUGUUUCUAUAGACACGGUCAACGUGACGCUCUCCUUCACCAAAUGGUUCAACAGCCACGGCCUGCUAAAGGAUGUGCACGUCAAGGGCAUCCGGGGUAUUGUUGACCGAACACACGUCAAGUGGACUGAGGCUGAUGCCCAGAUCGACCCUAAAUCCUACCGGGUAGAACAUAACCCAGGCGACUUUGAGCUAGAUUCGUUCAAGAUGGAAGACGUACUAGUCACCAUCUACCAGCCGAACAACUUCCGACCCUUCACCCUCAGUAUCUUCUCCUGCGAUCUACCACGACUACGACGACAAUGGCUCUUCUACGACUUUAUGUCCGCGAACAUAAUGUCUGGCUCGUACGACAACUCACUCUUCACCAUCCACCCGCGCCAGACACAUCGAUACACGGGAGCCCAGCUACAGGAUGGUCUGGAAGAAGACGGCAGCCCAAGUCCGUGGAAGAAGCACAAUCGCAUCCGCAUCGACGGGCUGAACAUCGACCAUCUCAACACAGGCGUCGAAGGUCCGUUCUCAUGGAUUCACGAGGGAACCGUCGAUAUCGUGGCCGAUCUCAUGCUUCCAGCCGAGACUGACGAGAGCUUGGGCAAAGUCAUGUCCGAUUUCUAUGACAGGAUGGAAGCCACUGUUACCUCUGACAGGUACCAGCCUAAUGACAGCACGCUGGCCCAUAGUAAAGACGAUAAGCGAUUCGUGGUCACUGACCUGCGUAUACAUCUGAACAACGUUCGAGCAGUAGUUCCCAUCUUCAACCGAGAUCUAUCGUACGUCAACAAUGCGCUUAUCCGGCCCAUUGUAGCAUACAUCAACAGUCGUCGAACCUUUAUACCUAUCCAGUGUCGGCUCGUCAAACGAGCCAGCGACUUUGACGGCAGCUGGACGAUCUUUGACAGCGGAUUGAUGGACGAUCUAUCCGCCGAGACGUACGAUGCCUUUGCGCGAGACGUUGUCGACGAGCAGGCUCGAACACGGCGUUUCAAGAAGGUCGGGCUAUGGUCUCUCCAGCUCGCCGCGCAGGCCAUCUUCAUGGGCAUGGCUGGUAAUAUAAUCUAG